AGAUACACAGCAUCUUCAAGUUUUCGACAACUACAACAACCACCGACACCAUGAAGUUCUCCACCACCUCCGUCAUCCUGGCUGCCGCCCUCGGCGUCUCUGCCCACCCCAGCGGCCACGUCCACCAGCGCGCCCACAACUCUGUCCAGGCCCGCGGCGACUUCGUCAUGGCCAACAAGCCCGCCGUCGCUCCCACCUCUACCAGCGUUGCCGUCGCCGUUCCUACUCCCUCUGCUGCUGCCCCCGCCAAGGACGCCACCUCUGGCAGCCAGGGCACCGGUGUCUCGACCUACACCAAGUUCUGCCAGGGCGGCAACAGCAAGCGUGCUACCGCCGCCGAGAUUGCUUAUAAGGGCAAUGUCGGUGGAAGCGGCCAGUACGGAUGCAACCUGAUGGCCGUCCAGAACCACCUCGUCUCCCAGUACCAGUACACCAUGGUCUUCAACAAUGCUGGCGGCGACGCUGAGUGCGCGUGCUGGAACAAGAUUGGACCUGAUGGCGGCAUCAACGGCUUCUUCAAGGGCAACCAGGCCCUCAUGUUCUCCCUGCCUGCUGGUGGCAAGCAGACCGUCGCCGUCGACAGCAACUCUCAGAUCGGCUGCACCUGCGGCGAGGGCAGCAUCCCUUAUACCCCCAUUGGCCAGUUCGCCGGUACCUGGAUCGAGGGUGAUGUUGGCAACCUCUCCAACGGCGGUUGGUCUGGCUGGGACGCCUCUUCCCUCGUUGCCGCCGCCGCCGGCAUGGACAUUCCAGGCCUCAAUGUCUGCGGAACUGGUGCCCAGGAGGGCACUUGCUCUACCAUCUUCCCUGGUGGCACCGGCAAGAAUGCCUUCAUUGCCGGUACCGCUGCCAUGGACGGUCUAGGCCUCAACUGCCCCCCUGGCAACCAGUCCGUCACUGUCACCGUUGGAUACACGGCUUAAGUUCUCAAUUUUCACUGCAAGACGUUUGGAGAAGUGGAAUAGAGAAAAAAUCAGUUGGGCUAGGGUUUGGGAUUUUACUAUACAUGAUUUCGGCUUAAGAAUUUCUUACGUGGAGAAUAUCUACGGUGUUUUUGGUGUGUGGCUUUUGCGGAUUCCCCUUCGAUACCCAUCGAGUGUAUGGGAACAAAAACCACUCAGUUACUCGAAUCCGUGCUUUAUAUAUAUAUAUUACGGUUCUUUUAUAUAUAUAAUUGAAAUGUUUAUUUGAUCUUUAC
Molecule: messenger RNA, 1198 nt
Organism: Trichoderma atroviride IMI 206040
Lineage: Eukaryota; Fungi; Ascomycota; Sordariomycetes; Hypocreales; Hypocreaceae
Cellular component (GO): extracellular region
Molecular function (GO): IgE binding
Source: RefSeq, a predicted model, not a curated record